Molecule: messenger RNA, 8001 nt
Organism: Petromyzon marinus (sea lamprey)
Lineage: Eukaryota; Metazoa; Chordata; Hyperoartia; Petromyzontiformes; Petromyzontidae
Gene: NSD2
Product: nuclear receptor binding SET domain protein 2
Cellular component (GO): nucleus
Molecular function (GO): protein binding; histone methyltransferase activity
Source: RefSeq, a predicted model, not a curated record
UGGCACGCCGCGCGGGGGAGCCUGGGCCGCGCUCCCGCGCCUCCUCCUCCUCCUCGCUUCGAGGCGAGUGGCGGUGGCGGCGGCGGCGGCAGCAGAAGGAGCUGGCGGCGGCGGCGGCGGUGCCGGCAGCGGCAGCAGCAGCGGCAGCGGCACUCCCGCGCUCCUCUAUGCUCGAUGUGAGCGCCGAGCAGCAGCAGCAGGAGCAGCAGGAGCCGGAGGCCGCCGCCACUGCAUGGAGGGCUCCUCGCUGAACCGCGCGCUGCCGCUGCCGCCGCUGCUCGUUCGCUCCCUGCUGCCCGCGGCUCCUGCGCUCUGCGGGGACCAGGGCUGGGGCCCCGCGCCCAGGAACGGGCACAGCGACUACGCGGGCCCCGCUCGCGACUCGGCCUUCCUCCCGCCCGGAUUCUGCACCGGCCUGGACGAGGCGCGGGAGCUACAGCAGCAUCGGCAGCAACAAGCGGAGGAUGUGGGUGUGCGGGGGGAGGAGGAGGAUGGCGAACCCUGCCCGCCCGUGCCCCAAAAGUCCACGUCCCCUGAGAUCCGCCUGCGCAUCACCAAAACCUACCUGAACGGCAAGGCGCAGUUUGAGGCGGCGCUGUGCAACGCGGGGCAGCAGGGGGCCGAGGAGGACGAGGACGCGGGAGAUCUGCCGCCCGAGCUGGAUCCGCGUCAGGCGCAGCGCGCCCUGCGGGAGCUCAGCCUCCUGCAUCGGGCAGAGGAGACUGCGGCCGAGCCCGCCGAGCGCAGCCUCCUUGCCCGUGUGGCCGAGCGCCACGAGCCCCGUGAACCCCGCGCCUUCGCGGCGCCGGGGUCCCUGGGCCCCGAGGGCCGCGCGUCCGCUGCCCUCACCAGCCUGGCCGAGCGUGUGUGGGGCCACGGCGCUUGCGGCUCCGCGGAGCCCGACGCGGCGCGCCGUGGCCUCUUUAGCCUCGACCCGUGGGCGGUCGAGCCGAGGCACGGGCCCUCGGGCCAAUCCGGGAAUCCACUCCAGCACAGAGGCCUGGUCCAGCCCACGCCCCACAGCCAGCCUGGACACUUACUCCAACCCGGCCCGUCACUCCACCACACGCCCUUCUUCCAGCAUGCACCCUUUAGUCAACCCAGAUCCUCACUCCAGUCCUUGUUCACGCUCCAGGCUGGAUCCACACUUCCGCCUGGGCCUUCACUCCAGUCUGCUUCCACAUCUCCACCGAUGCCCUUCUUCCAAACCGAAUCCAUGCUCCCACUCCCUCGCAUUGGCCAGCCCGAGCCUACGCUCCACCCAGGGCCUGGCCAUCACACAGGGUCUGUCCACCACGCAGGGCCCAUUCACCACCCAGGGCCCUCGCUCCACACCGGACCCUCGCAUCAGCCUGAGCCCACGAUCCAAUCCGGGUCUUCGUUACGAGCCACUCCCACAUCCCACCUUGUGCCCUCACUCCAUUCAGGACCCACAAGACAGUGUGUUUCUACGCUUCAACCCAUGCCCGUGAUUCAUUCAGAACCCUCGAAUCAUACUGGAGCCUCACUGCAGUCUGAACCGGGGAUCCAAUCGGAACCCUCACUGAAGCCUGCGUCUUCGCUGCAUUCGCCUCCUACGUUGCAGUCCGGGUCCUCAACCACUCCUGGGCCCUCUUUGCAGGUCGAGUCCUCGCCCCAGCCAGAGUCAUCACUGCGGCCCAGGUCCAGAGCACGCCCCGGGCCCAAGCGCAAGGGUGUGGUAGGCCGUGGCAAACAGUGCCGGGCCCCCAUGCGCCACAUUCCAGGGGAUCUCGUGUGGAGCAAGGUGGCGGGUCACCCCUGGUGGCCCUGCGUGGUGACCUCUGACCCAAACGUCGGCAGCCACACUCGCGUGAAAGAAUACGCCAAAUCGACGGUGCGCCACUACCACAUCGUGCUGCUGGGCGGCGGUGUGGUGCAGCGCACCUGGGUGGCCGACAAGAGCACCGUGCCGUUUGAGGGGCAACACCAGUUCGAGCAGCUGCAGGGUGACGCGCCGUGGGGCGGCUCUGCUGUCAAUGAAGCCAGUGGCCCCAAGCUCUCGAAGCACUUCUCGGCCAAGGUGCGUGCGCAGUGGGAGGAGGGGAUGGCGGAGGUGGCGAAGGCCCAACCACUGUCAUGCGAUGAGCGGCACGAUGCCUACAGCCGCCCAACGUAUGAUGGUCCCGGCGCCUCGGGCUCCCCACGUGCCACUGCGCCCACCAGCCCAGCACCGCCCGCCAACUGCAGCAAGCUGGACCUCCAGGCACGCGCAGAUACCGAGCAAAAGGGAGGGCAGAGUGGCCACGCAGCAGAGAGAAAUGGCCGGCAGUCGCCGCGCUCAAGCGACUCGCCCGGGUCCGGCACUGGACCAACGUUACCGAACUUCUUCAGCAGCCACAUGUUCCCCUCGUCCAUCUCCAACAUUCAGCAGCUGGUCAACAGUCAGCAGCUUUUCCCGAACACCUCUAACAACCACUCGGAGUCGGGGAGCAGACGUGGGGGCGCAUCGCGACCCCGCAUCAGGAAGCGCCAGGGAGCCAGUGAUGCCUCACGCCCCACUGCCUCUCUCCGUCAGCAGCAGCAACAGCUCCAAAUAGAUGCAGACAAAGUGCCGCCACCUGCUGCUGUGGACACCAUCAUAGCCCAAGGCAGCAAGCAGUUGGUCGUACAGCCGACUACUGGUCGCCAAAGGUCACGUCCUUCUGCAGGGACGGCCAGCAAAAGCACCUCAACAUCUAGAAAUCGUCAGUCGGCUGCGGGUAGUUCCUGUAAGUUGCCCGGUACCAGUAGUGCUCCUGUAAGCUCUGGCUGUACAGGUACAGAAGCUGCCACUGAGGGCAUUGUUUCGAGCGCAGCCGGCGGAGCAGCCAUGAGGAACGGCAAGAAGAGACAGAGGCGCGUGAGAGCCCCCGCUUCGGUUAAGAGCGCUGCUGGCGCGUCUGUGCCCAAAAGGGCGCUUCGCAAGAGGGAUAGAAAGACGAGCGCAGGGCGGGUGGCCGUACGUCCUGAAGGCUCCAAGCAGGGAGAUGGGGCGCAGGCAGCCGCACGAAUGGACGUCACCGGAGCCUCUGCUGCGUGCGUGGUUACGGGGGAGGCUUCAUCAGCUGCUGCGGUCCCUGACCCGGCCGUGAGCAAGAAGAAGAAAAGUAACCCCCCCCCCCAGGGCAGCAAGCGGAGUGAGAUGGCCCUGGCACGCUACAACUACUUCUGCCAGAAGCACCGACCACAGAUUAUGCACGACCAUGCAGACGCGAGUGAAGAGGAAGUGGAGCUGAUCCUGCGUGCGCAGUGGGACACGCUGAGCGAGCGCCAGAAGUACCGCUACCGGCCGCCCACCAAGCCCACCGCCACUGGGGACGAAGACUCGGGCGACAGCGCGAAGCGUCAAAGGCGACCCACCAAGAAGUUACUUGAGUCGACUGGAGAUUUUGCCGAGGAGUCUCCCAGGAAGAAGUCGAAGAAGGACCUCAAGGACAUGUACCACCCCUCAUCACACAUUGACAAGAGCAGGUCGGCUGGCACGGAAGACACCACGUCCCCCGAGAGCUACUCCGCGCCGGCACCGCCAACCGGGCCCUCAGAGGUGAGCCAGCUGGCUGAUGCGUGCAAGCCUCUGAAGAAACGUAACCGCGCGUCGGCACCCGAGGCUUCAUCGUGCCCUGUGCCGCUGAAAGAGAAGGCGGCUUCUGGUGAUACUGGCUCUGCUCAGGAGUCGGAGGUGUCAGAGGAGGGCCAGGUGGAGGGACCUGCGGAGGACGAGGAGAGCGCCGAUCUGUCCCUGGCCACGGUGUCUUCUCACAAGCGCUCCGAGCGUGGGGGCGGGGGCGCCGCCAAGAAGGAGAGCGUGUGCCAGAUCUGUGAGAAGACGGGGGAGCUGAUACUCUGCGAGGGCCAAUGCUGCAGUGCCUUCCACUUAUCCUGCAUGGAACUUGACACAGUGCCCUCCGGCAAGUUCAUGUGCAGCGAAUGCAAGUCAGGUGUGCACACGUGCUUUGACUGCAAGGAGCCUGGCGCCGACUUGAAGCGCUGCCUCGCGCCGCUCUGCGGGAAAUUCUACCACGUGGAGUGCGUGCGGCGCCUGAGCGGGACUGUGCUGGAGGGCAAGGGCUUCCGCUGCUCGCUGCACGUGUGCCUGGCCUGUCACAUUUCACAGCCCGACAACCCGCGUGCAUUCAGGGGUGGCCGCCUCAUGCGCUGCGUACGGUGCCCCGUAGCGUACCACACAGGGGACAACUGCAUCGCAGCAGGCAGCACCAUCCUGGCCUCUAACAGCAUCGUGUGCCCAAAACACUUUGCCGCCCAGAAGGGCUGCAACCACCACUCACAUGUUAACGUCAGCUGGUGCUUCGUCUGCUCAAGAGGAGGGAAACUGCUGUGCUGUGAGGCGUGUCCUGCCGCCUUCCACCCCGAGUGCCUCUGCAUGGACAUGCCGGAGGGCAGUUGGUACUGCAACGACUGCAAGGCAGGACGACGGCCUCACUACCGCGACGUCGUCUGGGUCAAAGUGGGCAGCUACAGGUGGUGGCCAGCGGAGGUCUGCAACCCCCGCUCUCUGCCCACCAACAUUCUGACCCUGCGGCACUCCCUGGGCGAGUUCCCCGUGCGCUUCUUCGGCUCGCAUGACUUCUUCUGGACGUACCAGGCACGCGUUUUUCCCUACCUGGAGGGAGACAAGGGCAGCACGGCCAACAGGACCAAGGGCAUCAACCGAAUCUUCAAGCAGGCCCUUCAGGAGGCAGCCAGCCGCUUCCAGGACUUGAAGAUGGUGAAGGCGCAGAAGGAGGCACAGGAGAAUGAGCGCAACCAGCGCAAGCCUCCACCCUACAAGCAUGUUAAGGUGAACAAACCGGUAGGCCGCGUCCAGAUCUAUGCAGCCGACCUGUCCGAGAUCCCGCGCUGCAACUGCAAGCCCGCGGACGAGUCACCCUGCGGCCUCGACUCGGAGUGCCUCAACCGCAUGCUUCUGUACGAGUGCCAUCCGACGGUGUGCCCCGCGGGCCACCGCUGCCACAACCAGUGCUUCAACAAACGCAUCUACCCCGACGCCGAGAUCUUCCGCAGCGAAAAUAAGGGCUGGGGCCUGCGCGCCAAGGCCAACAUCAAAAAGGGGGAGUUUGUGAACGAGUACGUGGGGGAGCUGAUUGACGAAGAGGAGUGCCGCGCUCGCAUCAAGCAUGCGCACGAACACCACCUCACCAACUUCUACAUGCUCACCAUUGACAAGGACCGAAUCAUCGACGCGGGGCCCAAGGGGAACUUCUCCCGCUUCAUGAACCACAGCUGCCAGCCCAACUGCGAGACACAGAAGUGGACAGUGAAUGGGGAUACCCGCGUGGGGCUCUUCGCUGUCAGUGAUAUCCCAUGCGGCACGGAGCUGACGUUCAACUACAACCUGGACUGCCUGGGCAACGAGAAGACCGUGUGCAUGUGCGGCGCCCCCAACUGCAGCGGCUUCCUGGGCGUGCGGCCCAAGUCGGCGGUUGUGGACAAGAAGCCCAAGAGAAAGUAUCGCAAGCGCAAAGUGCGAGCGGACAAGGUGCACGACAGCGAAUGCUACCGCUGCAAGGACGGAGGCGAGCUCGUCAUGUGCGACCACCGCAACUGCACCAAAACCUUCCACCUGGCGUGCCUCAACCUCGGCACGCUGCCCGAGGGCAAGUGGGAGUGCCCGUGGCACGUGUGCGAUGUGUGUGGGAAGACGGCGGUGGCGUUCUGCCAGAUCUGCCCCAGUUCAUUCUGCAAGCAGCAUAGUUUGGGGGCCCUUAGGCGCAGCUCCGACGGACACCACCGCUGCUUUGCCGAGCACGAAUUCGACAAGGUCACGGCGGCCCCCGCCAUUCCUCCUCCGGAGGAGCCACCCAGCGCCGCGCCGGAGAAACGGCGCCACCGGAACUCCGUCCCGACCGAGACCACGACGGCAGCGGAAAAAGAUUGCGUCGGCCAGAAGCAAUACGCGGGCUCUCGCCUUCCUCCCGGGGUUAAGGCGGCACGGGGCAAGGGAGAGAUGAGGGCGGCACGUGCGGCCAAACGACCCUCCCCUGUUGAGGAGGCACAGCCCUACCUGGGCUUCCCGGACGUCUCCAUUCCCGCGGGCUUCUCCGACAUGGACAUCUCGAGCGACGUGUGUCUGCAGGACAUGGCGGCGGCGGACGAGGACGCGGAGUGCCUGUCAGAUGUGGGCGACGUGGGGGCGCGAGCGGACUGCCUGCGGGACGCGAUGCUGGGGGAGGGCCGGGGCUGCCUGUCACGUGGGGGCCCGCUCUCCCUCACGGGCAUGCGCAUUGUGGAGAUCUCGAGCACCAAGCGUGCGGGCUGCACAGCGCAGGACCUCUGCGGCAGCGGCGUGGAGGAAGAGGAGGAGCAGGGCGCGUGCCUGCCGGAGCCGCUCACGCUGGAGCAGCACCACAACCACCACCUGCAGCAGAUUGUGAGCGCGCGCCGCGGGCCGUUCUACCCCGAUCUGCUGCACGGCACGCGCCGCGGGGGCGGUACAGAGCUCUGCCUGGCAGACGGGCUGAGCGAGAUCGCCAGCAUCGAGCGCGUGUGUGUGGGGGAGGCAGGGGAGGUGACGGGAGUCGAGCGCGUGCGCAUGGGGGAGGUGACGGGAGUCGAGCGCGUGCGCGUGCCGGGCGUGGUGGGCGGUGCCGGUCUGGGCGAGAUCGCCAGCGUGGAGCGUGUGUGCGUCACGAGCGCGGGAAUUGCUCGCACCGAACGCGUCGACAUGAGCGACCUGCUGGGGCCUGACGGAGGCUUCUUCCCAGCGGCCAUGAUGGGCCGCCGCUGCUUGCCCGACUUCUCGAUGGGGGAGCUACCCGGGCCGGGCCCGCACGGCUGUCUGCAGGACGUGGGGCUCAGGGACCUGGCGGCCCAGGAGCCCGUGUGCCUCUCGGACUUCAGCAUGAGCGAGAUAUUGAGCGACCAGGACGUCUGCCUGUCCGACGUCAACAUGAAGACGCAGUCGCUGUGGGGGCCUUGAAGGCCCGACGUGCCACGGCAACAAGAGGCAGCAGCCCCUUGAAAUCAUACAACUCUCCCGUCAACGACCUCUUGUCAACGCACAACUACUGGAUGAAAGGAACCAUAGCAAGCGGUGCUCCUGUGUUUCACUGUAUCUCGAGGUCUGGGGGCGCGGCUUGUACUAGUAUCUGAAAGAAAACAGCACUGCGUCUCGCUGCGGUGUCUCCGGUUGCUCGUUACUUGACAAGCUGUGACUGCGUCGGACUCGUUGGCGUGCCAUAUUCCACGAGGCUCGGCGAGCGAUGAUGGCGCGGAUGGACGUUUUCACGAAAAGCGCGAGACAAUACGGAUCCGCCAGACAUGAAUGGGCGCAAGGCCUUCUCACUUACGCAGCUUCAGGUAUCCUGUUGGGAUGAUGGAGCCCUCCUAGCUGGCGUUAGCUUGAAUGAUGGUAAUUGUAUUCAGCCCUCCCAGAUCGCGAUGGGGCCUUUCCCAUAUCCUACCUCAGUGCUCAUCGUCUACGUCCGUAGCGCCUAUUAAUACAACUACACAAUCCCAUUCAAUGUAUUUAGAUUUUGUUGUUCCUUGGGCCACUUCUUGUAGAAUAUGGGAAUUUCUCUAGAUCUGGGAGGGGGGGGGGUGCGUUUUGGUGUUUAUUAAGACAAAGCUGUGUAUUUUAGUCACUAGUGAACAUUUCAUAUACUGUAGUGAUCCUGUAUGUGUAAUUUAUCCAUUUAGUGUAGUUAUUAGUGGAAAUACUUGAGCCUCUGAGUAUUGUGUUUGAAGUACGGCAGGUGGGCUUUGCUUCAUGCCUAGCGGGGCGGCUUUGCAGCGAUUGCAGUUAAAACCCCACAGCAUUAACCCACGUGGCGGCAGCAUGUGGCUGUUCCAGCAGCGUCUGUCUGCCAGGGCUCGGGGCACGGUGUCCUGUCAGCUGCAGCAACCCCAGCCACAUUACCACCUACAGUGAGGGAAAAAAGUAUUUGAUCCCCUGCUGAUUUUGUACGUUUGCCCACUGACAAAGAAAUUAUCAGUCUAUAAUUUUAAUGGUAGGUUUAUUUGAAGAGUGAGAGACAGAAUAAC